UGGAGACGCAGAUACAAAACAUAUCUAACGUCCCAAAUUAUUCCGAAAAGUCCUCAGUUCCAAGUCGCGGCCAUAUAUCGCAGCUCCCAGUCGAACUUCUGUCCCAUAUUUUUGAGGCCUCAAGUCCUGCCUAUGGGCUGCCUCGGGCUAUACCAUCCUCGGGCGACAAGAAGGAACAUGGCUUCGAUCUGCCGUUCCAUUAUCCCUACAACAUCGCCAACGCCCACCAUCGUCUUAGACACAAAUUUUCAGAGAGGCCUCGCCGAUUUGAAGCUGUUCCUCGGAUGGUCAGAGGAUCUCCCGCUGCAAGUAACCGUCAGGCGUUCGGAGCAGCAAGAACCAACGACGAAGGGUCAAGAGUCCGAGCCGUUGUUGGGAUCCUGAAGCCCCAUAUUCAUCGGUGUUGCUACCUCGAAUUCGACGUUCUUCGCGGGUCGUCCCUGCCUUCCGUCCUCGGAGAUUUGUCCUCCAUCAGCACCAUACUGAAGACUCUCAUCCUUUCCUGUCGACUCGAUGACGAGCAUCCGGAAAACCUGUUCGACGGCGCAAGGUCACCGGAGGGCCUUUCUGCGACCUUCGCAGGCGUGCAUCUACAGAGGUUGGUCUUGGGUGGCCAUACCAUCGCCGAGGACAAGUCACAGGAGAACGAAAAGGCGGAAGAGAUUGUACCGCACCUCUUACAGGUCAUAACCGACGUGGGCGAUGACCACACGGCGUUCUGGACCGUCGACCUCUUCAACCUCGAUAUCGCGUAUUGGGACGCAGGCCCUCCUGAUAAACCGUUCCAGGUCUGGGUGUCGACACACCUCCAACAGCUGACCGAGCGAACGAUGCGCAACCUCCUCACCUAUGCUGACUUCUAUGGGGCGGGAAACCUCAGUGUCGACGAGUGCCACCUACCACCUGGCCAGUCACUCGACAGCACCCGCGACCUCCAUCUUAGCAAUUGCAGAGGAAACCAUGCCGAUGCACUCUCUGAAUGGGGCGGCUUCGAGCUGCAGAUCUCGUUCUACCCGAACCAGCUGGACGAUGCCAUCCUUAUGUUGGCUGACCGACGCCAGCGCGGUGAUUGUCCCAUGACUGGGUUCUUCUUGGAAGGAUGUUCGAAGUUCUCGGUUGAGUCCGUCAAAACGCUGGCGGUAUCCGAAGACCCGACUGCUCUGUUAGAGAAGCGCCGCAUGAACUACAUCUAUGUCUCGGGAAUUGGACCAUGGAUAUCGCGUAAGGAGAGGGAAUGGUUCGAGGAAAAUUGCCCCCGUAUGGUCGACUGGAAAACAAGGUCGGCGCAUGGACCGUGGAGUGAGAGCGAGUCAGAGGAAUAAC
Molecule: messenger RNA, 1323 nt
Organism: Cyclocybe aegerita
Lineage: Eukaryota; Fungi; Basidiomycota; Agaricomycetes; Agaricales; Hemipholiotaceae
Source: the annotation of a GenBank genome assembly